Molecule: messenger RNA, 2142 nt
Organism: Adineta ricciae
Lineage: Eukaryota; Metazoa; Rotifera; Eurotatoria; Adinetida; Adinetidae
Source: the annotation of a GenBank genome assembly
AUGGCUGAUCCGAUUGAUUUCCGUAUCAAUGAUUACAUCAAAGAAUAUCUCGAAUCCAAAGGUUAUUCGAAUACAUCAAAUGCAUUUGUUCGUGAACGUCAAGAUCGAAAAGAGCCAGUCGACAAAACCAAAAGUGAAGCUUUAAAUGAAAAAGAAAAGGAGAGGGAGAAAUAUGAAAACAUCAAGGAAGCUAUGUUAAAACAUCUAGACAAUGGUGAUCGUGAAGAGUUCUUUCAACUUUGGUCAGAACAUAUUCCACUCGAAGUUUUCACUAAUGAUGCAUCAUCUAAAUCCUUGGAAUUUUUAAUCUACACACAUUUCGCUGUUUAUUAUCUACGCUCAACUACAUCAGAUAAAGAUGAACAAAAAGCUCAAGAAAACAUGCAAGUCUUUCGAUCAUAUAUUGAAUCUAUUCGAGAUCGAUCGAUCUCUCAGACGAGUGAUCUCUUACCAUUAUUUGCUUUACCAUAUGUACCAGAACCAGAAAAACACGCAGCGUUUCAAGACUUGUUCUCGGAUGAAUGGCCAACAGAACUGCGUAAGAAAGUCUGGGAUUUUCUCGAAUGGGUCUUUGUAGGUCGAUCAUUACCAAGUCUUGUCGAAUUAUUACAAAAUGGUGAACGUGCGUCACAUGUGUUAGUACAACUGAAUAGAGAAAAUGAAGAAUUAAAAUAUCGAACACGAGAAUCCAAUCGACAGCUCAAACAUUUGACUACCGAUUACUAUAAUUUAAUCAACAUUACAAUGGAACUGGUUGAAUCAUUACAACAAGCCGUUUUAGGCAAGACAAUUGCAAAUGAUUAUAUCGACAAUGUUUGUGCACGUCUUCUGUUGGCAAGAGCACAAGAAUCGCAAAGGAGUUCAACUACUUCUCCCCGGCCAGGAAUGGAUGAUGCGUACACCGAAAAGCUCGAUUUCGGUAAAAUAAAACGAGACUUGGUGAACAUUUCUACAAGCGCACGCGAAAAAGCUCUUCUGCUUCAAGCCCUUCGUUGGAAAUUGACAAAAGCGAAAUCGGAUUUUCAACGUGAAAAAGUUCUCGAUUCGUUCAUUGGUUGUGACCUUCUUGGCUGUCGUUCCGAUACGGAACAACGCGCCAGAAUUAUUCAACAAUUAUCGUCACCAAUUGGCAGCGAUGCUUAUUACGUGAAAGAAGAAUGGGCACGAUUGAUCAACACACUGGCUUCGUUGAGAAAAGGGCGAAAUUAUUUAUCUCCUAAUGAAGCACUGAUCAUUUGUAUGCAGAAAGCAGCCGUCUCGGAAGCAUCCGAUACGCUGAUUAAACAACAUUUACUAGCAGCAUUGCAAAAGCUCAGUCUCAGACGAUCUGUGCAAACAAUUAUGAUCAAUCAUAAUACCAUCAAAUGGUUAUUCCCAUUGUUAAAUCACACUGAUCGUCUGUCGGAUUAUACUCUAGAAUAUGGAGUGGCUUUGUUGAUGAAUCUAUGUUUACGUACAAAUGGUCGUAAGAAAUGUGUGGAAAUAGCCGAACAGGCAAUCAGUGUUCUUUCAGCGUUAUUAACGCAUCCAAAUCAAGAGACUCGACCUUAUGUCAAUUCUUCAUUGUACUCAAUCUUGACUUUGAAAUCCAUUCGUAAAAAAGCGAUGGAAUUGAAUCUCGACAGCCGUCUUCGUUCUCUCAUUCGCGUUGAAAGAACGAAUUCGGAAACAAAAGGUCAAUUGGAGUUCCUCCUCAACCUUCUAUUAAAAGGUGGCGAUCAGGACGGAAGACAAACAUCAGACAACGAACAAGAUAAUGAUGAUGAAGACCAAGAUAUCAUGGAAGCUGAUCUAGAUCUUGCUGAUAAGUUACGUGCUACUGAUAGAGAAUUAAGUGGAGAGACCUUAAUCAAAGAGCACUACAUCUCUCAGAAGUCGUCUUUCAAUAAAAUUCUUCGUCACACGUCAGCAAACGAUUCGAAAUCGAAAUCAACAGUCGAACCUGUUCUCCAACGUCCGACCACCCCUGGUCAGUUACGUCAGGCAACAACAACACAUGCGAUUGAUACUCUGGCACAAAGUCUCGCCCUAGGUGACAUGUACAACAGUCAAAGUGAUGGCUUCGAAAGUACGAUAUUUGAUAAUUCGCCGCGAAAACGACCGUCAGUGAGCGACGAAGCAGGAAUCUCAAAUGAUGACUAA